GAUGAGAUUCUUGUGAGAGUGAUGCCUGUGAUUGCAGCAUCCAGAAAAGCAACUAUCAGAUGCAGUAAAAUUACAAAGAGAAGCUCUGUAGAAGCUCUGACCUCAGUGCUCAACUCAGAAACCUCCAGUCUGAGAGAACUGCAUCUGACUGUCAAUACACUGAAUCUGUCCUGGAAUAAACUAGAAGACUCAGGAGUGAAGCGUCUCUCUGCUCUACUGGAGAAUCCUGAGUGUAAAGUGAAAGAUCUGAGGUUGUGUGGUUGUGGAGUAUCAGAUGAAGGCUGUGCUGCUCUCGCUUCAGCUCUGAGAUCAAACCCCUCACACCUAAAAGAUCUGAAUCUGUAUAGGAAUAAUGUAGGAGACUCAGGAGUGAAGAUUCUCUCUGAUCUGAAGGAUGAUGAACGUUACAAACUACAGAUACUGAAAUUUUAAUGGUGAUGAACAAUUGUGUGUGAAGACUCCAGUGUUCCUGCAUUUCCGUGUCUGCAAACCGAGAACACGUUUAUCUACAGGAUCUGAGGAGUUGAUGUGAAAAAGCCCAGAGCAGAAGGAGUCCAAAUCACAUGUAUUACUUUGUCCUUUAGUUAGUAUUUAAUAGAAUUUCUAUCUUUAUGCUACAGGAUCAGACCCAAUCUAUUCUUUAUUUUCUCUCUGAUCUGAUCUCUAUUUCAAAUGAACAUAUUCAAGUAACUUUACUGACAUUAGCAGAGUGGAAUUUUCAGGCAGCAGUGGGCAGCGAGUCGGAUGGCACUGUUACAAUCACUACAAAAUAUUUACUUUUAUAUUUUAUAGACACAGUAAUGUCCUUAACAACCUUUACAUUUUACUCCUCUGCUAAUUACUUAGCGAUCAUGCAGAAAUUCAAGGCUUUCCCUUUCUAGGAUGUAAUGCUGAUGUUUAUCGCCGCUCUUGGGAUUUUCUCUCUAAAAUAAGCUUUUUAAAUUCCAUAACCAUGUUAUAAUCCAUUAUGAACAGAUAUCACUUGUAGAUUAUGACUGAUGUUUAAGUGGACACUCUAAAUUAUUAGUGAAUGCUGGUGAAAUUGGAGAAACCACGUGAUCAGCGUGUAGGAAACAUGGGGAGACCGGGAAAGACCUUUUAAAAUGUAGUUAAUAAACAAUUAAAAGUGCUUAAUAAGCUGAAAAAAAUUAAAUAAUAAAAUAAAGCCUUUUUACCUUUAUGUAAAGAACGUGGUGGUACGGCUGUGGGGAUUCUGUCCCAGGAACACGGUGACAGAUAUCUCCCUGUUGUGUAUCUUUCUGAAUCUUUACACAACAUAACACAAGGGUUUCCCUCGUGCUUGCAUGCGGUGUCUGCUGCGGCUCUGAUGGUCCGGGAUGCUGAGAAAACGCUGCUGUCACAUCCUUUGAUACUGAACACCUCACAUCAGCUAACAGCUAUUUUACACACCCUCAACACACAACAUAUGACAGCACAACGUAGAUCUGGUUAUGAAAUCACACUCUUGAAGACAGAAAACUUCACCAUUAAGCCUCUUCUCAGCCUCAUUCAGCUGUAGUAGUGCUGCAGGAUCUGCUAGACUUUAUAGAUUUGGUUUUGACGACACACAUGAUUGCCUUAAACACAUUGAACAAAAGACCUCUUGUAGGUCUGAUCUUUUAGAUAUGACCCUGGAAGAGGGGAAUUGCCUGUAUGUAGAUGUUCAUGUUCAAAACCUUCUGAUGUGUAUUUAUGUAGAUAUGCAGUUGUAAGAUUACCUGAUGAAAUAGUUGAAGCUAAAUCAUUACCAUACACAUCUGCA
Silurus meridionalis is the source of this 1762-nucleotide messenger RNA. Its product is annotated as NACHT, LRR and PYD domains-containing protein 14-like. Bases 22 to 432 code for a protein of 136 amino acids. Lineage: Eukaryota; Metazoa; Chordata; Actinopteri; Siluriformes; Siluridae. The transcript is spliced from 5 exons. The record is from RefSeq and is a predicted model, not a curated record. Gene Ontology annotation, molecular function: protein binding.